AUGACCUGCACCUCCCUGCGACUGGCACCUCCUUCUGCACCUCCCUGCGACUGUCACCUCCCUCUGCACCUCCCUGCGACUGUCACCUCCCUCUGUACCUCCCUGCGACUGUCACCUCCUUCUGCACCUCCCUGCGACUGUCACCUCCCUCUGUACCUCCCUGCGACUGUCACCUCCCUCUGUACCUCCCUGCGACUGUCACCUCCUUCUGCACCUCCCUGCGACUGUCACCUCCCUCUGUACCUCCCUGCGACUGUCACCUCCCUCUGUACCUCCCUGCGACUGUCACCUCCUUCUGCACCUCCCUGCGACUGUCACCUCCCUCUGCACCUCCCUGCGACUGUCACCUCCCUCUGUACCUCCCUGCGACUGUCACCUCCUUCUGCACCUCCCUGCGACUGUCACCUCCCUCUGCACCUCCCAGCGAUUGGCACCUCCUUCUGCACCUCCCUGCGACUGUCACCUCCUUCUGCACCUCCCUGCGACUGGCACCUCCUUCUGCACCUCCCUGCGACUGGCACCUCCUUCUGCACCUCCCUGCGACUGGCACCUCCUUCUGCACCUCCCUGCGACUGGCACCUCCCUCUGUACCUCCCUGCGACUGUCACCUCCCUCUGCACCUCCCUGCGACUGUCACCUCCCUCUGUACCUCCCUGCGACUGUCACCUCCUUCUGCACCUCCCUGCGACUGUCACCUCCUUCUGCACCUCCCUGCGACUGUCACCUCCCUCUGUACCUCCCUGCGACUGUCACCUCCUUCUGCACCUCCCUGCGACUGUCACCUCCUUCUGCACCUCCCUGCGACUGUCACCUCCCUCUGUACCUCCCUGCGACUGUCACCUCCUUCUGCACCUCCCUGCGACUGUCACCUCCUUCUGCACCUCCCUGCGACUGUCACCUCCCUCUGUACCUCCUUGCGACUGUCACCUCCCUCUGUACCUCCCUGCGACUGUCACCUCCCUCUGUACCUCCCUGCGACUGUCACCUCCCUCUGCACCUCCCUGCGACUGUCACCUCCCUCUGUACCUCCCUGCGACUGUCACCUCCUUUUGCACCUCCCUGCGACUGUCACCUCCUUUUGCACCUCCCUGCGACUGUCACCUCCCUCUGUACCUCCCUGCGACUGUCACCUCCUUUUGCACCUCCCUACGACUGUCACCUCCCUCUGUACCUCCCUGCGACUGUCACCUCCUUCUGCACCUCCCUGCGACUGUCACCUCCUUUUGCACCCUCCCUGCGACUGUCACCUCCUUUUGCACCUCCCUGCGACUGUCACCUCCCUCUGCACCUCCCUGCGACUGUCACCUCCUUCUGUACCUCCCUGCAACUGUCACCUCCUUCUGCACCUCCCUGCGACUGUCACCUCCUUUUGCACCUCCCUGCGACUGUCAUCUCCUUCUGCACCUCCCUGCGACUGUCACCUCCCUCUGUACCUCCCUGCGACUGUCACCUCCUUCUGCACCUCCCUGCGACUGUCACCUCCUUUUGCACCUCCCUGCGACUGUCACCUCCUUCUGCACCUCCCUGCGACUGUCACCUCCUUUUGCACCUCCCUACGACUGUCACCUCCCUCUGUACCUCCCUGCGACUGUCACCUCCUUCUGCACCUCCCUGCGACUGUCACCUCCUUUUGCACCUCCCUGCGACUGUCACCUCCUUUUGCACCUCCCUGCGACUGUCACCUCCCUCUGCACCUCCCUGCGACUGUCACCUCCUUCUGUACCUCCCUGCAACUGUCACCUCCUUCUGCACCUCCCUGCGACUGUCACCUCCUUUUGCACCUCCCUGCGACUGUCAUCUCCUUCUGCACCUCCCUGCGACUGUCACCUCCCUCUGUACCUCCCUGCGACUGUCACCUCCCUCUGUACCUCCCUGCGACUGUCACCUCCUUCUGCACCUCCCUGCGACUGUCACCUCCUUUUGCACCUCCCUGCGACUGUCACCUCCCUCUGUACCUCCCUGCGACUGUCACCUCCUUCUGCACCUCCCUGCGACUGUCACCUCCUUCUGCACCUCCCUGCGACUGUCACCUCCUUUUGCACCUCCUUGCGACUGUCACCUCCUUUUGCACCUCCCUGCAACUGUCACCUCCCUCUGUACCUCUCUGCGACUGUCACCUCCUUUUGCACCUCCCUGCGACUGUCACCUCCCUCUGUACCUCCCUGCGACUGUCACCUCCUUCUGCACCUCCCUGCGACUGUCACCUCCUUUUGCACCUCCCUGCGACUGUCAUCUCCUUCUGCAGCUCCCUGCGACUGUCACCUCCCUCUGUACCUCCCUGCGACUGUCACCUCCCUCUGUACCUCCCUGCGACUGUCACCUCCCUCUGUACCUCCCUGCGACUGUCACCUCCCUCUGUACCUCCCUGCGACUGUCACCUCCUUUUGCACCUCCCUGCGACUGUCACCUCAUUCUGCACCUCCCUGCGACUGUCACCUCCCUCUGCACCUCCCUGCGACUGUCACCUCCUUCUGCACCUCCCUGCGACUGUCACCUCCUUUUGCACCUCCCUGCGACUGUCACCUCCCUCUGUACCUCCCUGCGACUGUCACCUCCUUCUGCACCUCCCUGCGACUGUCACCUCCUUCUGCACCUCCCUGCGACUGUCACCUCCUUUUGCACCUCCUUGCGACUGUCACCUCCUUUUGCACCUCCCUGCAACUGUCACCUCCCUCUGUACCUCUCUGCGACUGUCACCUCCUUUUGCACCUCCCUGCGACUGUCACCUCCCUCUGUACCUCCCUGCGACUGUCACCUCCUUCUGCACCUCCCUGCGACUGUCACCUCCUUUUGCACCUCCCUGCGACUGUCAUCUCCUUCUGCACCUCCCUGCGACUGUCACCUCCCUCUGUACCUCCCUGCGACUGUCACCUCCCUCUGUACCUCCCUGCGACUGUCACCUCCCUCUGUACCUCCCUGCGACUGUCACCUCCCUCUGUACCUCCCUGCGACUGUCACCUCCUUUUGCACCUCCCUGCGACUGUCACCUCAUUCUGCACCUCCCUGCGACUGUCACCUCCUUCUGCACCUCCCUGCGACUGUCACCUCCUUUUGCACCUCCCUGCGACUGUCAUCUCCUUCUGCACCGCCCUGCGACUGUCACCUCCCUCUGUACCUCCCUGCGACUGUCACCUCCCUCUGUACCUCCCUGCGACUGUCACCUCCCUCUGUACCUCCCUGCGACUGUCACCUCCCUCUGUACCUCCCUGCGACUGUCACCUCCCUCUGCACCUCCCUGCGACUGUCACCUCCUUCUGCACCUCCCUGCGACUGUCACCUCCUUUUGCACCUCCCUGCGACUGUCACCUCCCUCUGUACCUCCCUGCGACUGUCACCUCAUUCUGCACCUCCCUGCGACUGUCACCUUCUGCACCUCCCUGCGACUGUCACCUCCUUUUGCACCUCCCUGCGACUGGCACCUCCCUCUGUACCUCCCUGCGACUGUCACCUCAUUCUGCACUUCCCUGCGACUGUCACCUCCUUCUGCACUUCCCUGCGACUGUCACCUCCUUCUGCACUUCCCUGCGACUGGCACCUCCUUCUGCACCUCCUUCUGUUCGAACAUCAUUCAUUCGUUGUUCAUAUGAAAUCUACUUGUAA
Knipowitschia caucasica is the source of this 3600-nucleotide messenger RNA. NCBI's taxonomy places the organism in Eukaryota, Metazoa, Chordata, Actinopteri, Gobiiformes, Gobiidae. The record is from the annotation of a GenBank genome assembly.